AUGGCAACAAUGCAGUACACAACACUUGGUACUACGGCCUUGAAAAUAAGUCGUGUGGGACUGGGAGCCAUGCCUUUAUCGACCAUCGGACGACCAGACAAACGUGAAGAUGCCAUUAAAGUAAUUCAUCGAACACUUGAUUUAGGUAUAAACUUAAUUGAUACAUCUGAUGCUUACUGUCUGGAUGAAAACGAGAAGCAUCAUAAUGAAAAAUUAAUUUAUGAAGCAUUACAAAGUUACAAUGGAGAUACAUCCAAUGUUGUUGUUGCCACGAAAGGUGGUAUGGUACGACCAAAUGGAGAGUGGCAUACUGAUUGUAAUCCUAAUCGUCUUCGUAAAACAAUUCGUGAAAGCUAUGAGGCACUCGGUGGUAAAGAAUCGAUUAAAUUAUGGCAACUACACGAUUUUGAUGACAAAUAUCCAUUAGAUCAAAUAUUUCAACCGAUUCGUGAAGCAGUUGAUCAAGGUUUAAUAAAAUAUGUUGGAGUUUCUAAUUUUAAAGUUGAUCAGAUCAUUGAAGCAAGAAAAUAUGUUGAUAUAUAUUCGGUACAAAAUCAAUAUAGUAUAGUUCAUCGUAAACCAGAACAAGAUGGUGUGUUGAAAUAUUGUGAUGAAAAUAAAAUUACAUUAUUAGCCUAUCGUCCAGUUGGUGGUGCACCUGGUCAUAAGAAUAUUGUAAAACAGAAAUUAUUAGUCGAGUUAGGAGCAAAAUAUAAUUGUUCACCAUAUUGUAUUGCAUUAGCAUGGCUAAUGUCAAAAUCCAAAUGGGUUGUGCCAAUUCCUGGUGCCAGUCAUAUUCAAUCGAUCGAAGAUUCAUCAAAUGUUAUUAAUAUUAGACUUGAUCAAAAUGAUAUACAACAAAUAGAUUUACAAAACUUUAAAUAA
Messenger RNA from Didymodactylos carnosus, 885 nucleotides. NCBI's taxonomy places the organism in Eukaryota, Metazoa, Rotifera, Eurotatoria, Philodinida, Philodinidae. The record is from the annotation of a GenBank genome assembly.